ACCAACCAGAUGUCGAUCGAAAAAGCACAGGCUUCUGUCACCGAGGAAAAUAUCCCCCCAGAGGGAGGUCUCCGAGGAUGGAUGUGUGUUGUGGGAGCAACACUAGCCCUUUUCUCUACACUCGGCUUUUUGAACGCCAUCGGCGUCUUUCAAACGAUCUAUCAAGAAACGACACUCAAGGAAUACUCCUCAUCAGAAAUAUCAUGGAUAUUUGCCGUCCAAUUGUGCCUCAUGUGGGCUCUUGGUCCACUCUACGGUCGUGUCAUCGACACUUAUGGCGCAACCCCGGUACUAAUUCCAUGCAGUACACUCUGCGUCUUCGCUCUCUGUAUGACGAGUCUUGCAGACAAGUACUACCAAAUAUUCCUCUCACAAGGCCUUGCUUUCGGCAUCGGUGCCGGGGGCGUAUUCUGCACCUCGUUCGUCUGUGUCGGGCAAUGGUUUGUCAAAAGGCGGGGACUAGCGAUCGGCAUUGCGAGUUGCGGCUCCAGUAUAGGUGGAGUUUUAUUUCCCAUCUUUCUGGAUAGAAUGGUGAAGAAUGUUGGAUUUUAUGGGGCUGUUCGAUAUACGGCUUUGUUCGUUGGGGUCAUCCUGGCUGCGUCUUGCUUCCUGGUUCGCGCACGAUUGCCUCGAAAGAGUUGGAAUCGCGAGACACCGUGGCUUGAUGUGACUCUGUUCAAGCAAAAGCAAUUUGCAGUGUACACUUUGGGGUCAUUUUUUGUCAUGUGGGGGCUUUGGGGUCCAUUUGAUUUCAUUUCGACUAUGGCCCAAGCGCGGGGCUUCUCCCCCACGCUAUCUCUUUACCUGAUCUCUAUUAUCAAUGCCACCUCUAUACCCGGCCGAGUGCUCCCACCGUACCUCGCCGACAAAAUCGGACAUUUCAACGUAUUGAGCAUCUGCGCCAUACUGACAGGAGGCUCAAUGCUUGUACUCUGGCUUCCAUUUAACUAUCACCCGUCACAUGCCGGCAUUAUUAUCUUUGGGCUCGUCUAUGGAUUCGUCAGUGGGGCGGUAGUGAGUUUGCUAAUGCCGUGCGUCGCCAAGUCUGGCAGUCUUGAUACACUGGGCCAGCGAUUCGGGACAUAUCAAAUGGUGAUUUCUAUCAGCUGCCUCACAGGUCUGCCGAUCAUGGGUAGUAUUCUGUCCCGACAAGGCAAUGACAACUUCGCUGGUCUGCAGAUUUUUGCUUCCGUGGCAGCAUUGUUGGGGGGUUGUCUCAUUGCAUUGUCCACCUAUUUAUUGGGCUCUAGCCGUGGCACCCGAAGAGUCUGA
Penicillium waksmanii is the source of this 1272-nucleotide messenger RNA. RefSeq lists its product as uncharacterized. The record is from RefSeq and is a predicted model, not a curated record. Gene Ontology annotation, molecular function: transmembrane transporter activity. The annotation marks the transcript as partial. The transcript is spliced from 5 exons. Gene Ontology annotation, biological process: transmembrane transport. Gene Ontology annotation, cellular component: fungal-type vacuole membrane. Lineage: Eukaryota; Fungi; Ascomycota; Eurotiomycetes; Eurotiales; Aspergillaceae.